Messenger RNA from Schistocerca serialis cubense, 7012 nucleotides. RefSeq names its product protein rhomboid-like. The coding region runs from base 1 to 888 and encodes 295 amino acids. Gene Ontology annotation, cellular component: membrane. The record is from RefSeq and is a predicted model, not a curated record. Gene Ontology annotation, molecular function: serine-type endopeptidase activity. The transcript is spliced from 5 exons. Lineage: Eukaryota; Metazoa; Arthropoda; Insecta; Orthoptera; Acrididae.
AUGCCGCCCAGCCAGAGAGUCGCCGGCGGCGAACUCAGUGGCGCCGUUCGUGUGCAGGCGGAGGCGAAGGCGCUGGCGCCCUCGUCCGCCCCCUCGCCCUCGGCUCGCCGGCCGCAGCAGCCGCAGCGCCACAGGCCGGCGCAGCCCCAGGACGGCCACGACUGUCGCUGGAGGCCGCCCUGGUUCACCAUCGCCGUCAGCAUCGUUGAGGUGCUGGCGUACGUGUGUGUGGACGCGCGCCACGUGCUGGUGUUCAACCCGGGCCGGCGGCGCGAGGCGUGGCGCUUCGUGUCGUACAUGCUGGUGCACUCUGGGGCGCUGCACCUGGCGCUCAACGUCGCCAUCCAGCUGCUGCUCGCCACGCCGCUCGAGACCGAGCAGGGCUUCUGGCGCACCGCACUCGUCUACCUGGGCGGCGGGCUCGCAGGCUCUCUGGGGACGUCGCUGCUGGAGCCCGACCUCUGCAUCGAGGGCGCCUCUGCCGGCGUGUACGCGCUGCUCAUCUCGCAGCUCGCCAACAUCUGGCUGAACUACCGGGCGCUGCGCUACAAGGUGUACCGCGGCGUGUCGGUGGCGGUGCUGCUGCUGGCGGACGUGGGCUUCUCGCUGCACCACCACUACGCAACGGGCAACAAGGGCCCGCGCAUCUGCUGGGCGGCGCACGCGGCGGGCGCGCUCGCCGGCCUGCUGCUGGGGCUCGUGGCGUUCCGCGCGCAGCCCAAGCCGGGCGCGCUCGAGCCGCCCGCCUUCGGCGCCGGCUGGCCGCGGCUCGCAGUCCGCGUGGCGGCGCUGGCGCUGCUCGGCGCCGCCUUCUGCGCCGCGCUCGCCUGCAACGUGCUGCGCCCGGACAACCUGCGCCUCGUCACUGCCUGCCCCCGGCCUUCCUGAGGGGACCGCUCGCUCAGCCUUGUGGUCGAUUCUCAACUGUGCGAGCGGCUUCCUACUCCCUACCGACUAUUCGUGGCAACGGGCGCCGUACUCCUGCACUAAGACUCCACUGUCACGACUGGUCCCACCUGCUUAGACGUCGGGCGCCAAAAUAGCGUGUGUUCCGAGUGCCAUCUGCUGUGAAAGUAUGGUUAUGAGGGACUGUCCUUUAAAAAAUUGGUAUAUACCAACACCAUUAAGGAAUUAGGAAUAACAGUAGUGUUUGUUAAUAACCAAUCACCGUAGUGAACAUUCUUGUCAAAGAUGUACGCUAAGUCCUUGACCCUGCUGAAAAUUGAAGGAACACUUUUAGGAGAAGUGUGAACAAAACAUUAGCACUUAUUUUCUCGAAGAAAAAUACAAUCAAACGCAUUAAACAAUACUUAAAAGGCAGUAAAUAGAGCAUUUUUAGUUUAUUCUUUAUGCCAUAUUUUCCUUUGAGUGACAAACAGUAUCCAACGUUCUUUUCUGCUUCAAUACGGCUGACUUAUUCACUCGUGAUACAAUUUCCAUUCAGCCAUUACGUUUAUGUUACAAUCUGUCUUUUUCUCGUAUCAGAUCUUAGUCUGUCUUUUAUGAGGAUAUUCGUAAUAUAAAAUAUCAAAUCGUCAUGUGACCUGCGCUUUGUAUCGCGAAAACGAAGCAAACAAUCACAUAAAGAUUGAGAAAACACCAAAGGACUAUAUCUGUUUCUAUAGCAUGGGUGAGCGUGGGCAGAGGUGGGUAGCUACCGACGUUGGCAGGCCGCCUCCUGUUUUGCGCGUGCGGAGUAUUCAGCAUGCUCAGGACUUCAGAAUUCUACACUCGCCAUAAUCAGUUGAUCACUGACGUCAGUGACUCACUCGCAGCGUGGGUGGCGACUGUUUUACACGCAGGUACUUGACACGCACCCAGUAUGAGUAGUCGUAUUUGACCAGAAAGUCGUUCGUGCAAAAGGAUCCUUAAUUUCUGCUUGCCAGGGUCUGCGCCAUGACCCAGUACAAAUAGUCUGAAGGACACGAGCAGUUAUCUGCCGAUAUAGUCUUCUUUUCUUCCGUGCUGUUCGCAGCAAUUUGCCAUUACAUUUUUCUCCGCGUUUGUGUUGCGUUAGCGCUGCGUGGGAAACUAGGAUAGAAGGCUACCGAAAUUUUGACAGUAUGGUCACGCUGCCGCCACUACACAGCAUAAGGGAAGCAGAGACAAUCACAUGAUUCCUCACAUAACGUAGCCCACGUACUGAAUUUAAAUUCGCAAACAGUUCAUCCGUCCUGCAGGUUUUGCUGCUUUGAACAAACAUCGUGCUGUGUACUUACUGGUACCUGUAAUAAGGAACCCAUAAAUCUAACGUAGCACUGACCUGUGAUGUGUACCCUCGCAGGAUUCCGAGAUACUGAAAUAAUGUUUUUGUAUACUGGUGGAGCGUUAUUCUUCAGAUCUUUUACGUUUUCCUAACCACGGAACAUCCGUAUUAUGGUAUUAAUCACCAGCCCAUGCCGCCCUAGAGGUACUCCAAACAGCAACUCAAAUGAGUCACUGGGAUGGUAUUUUUCCUAGUGAAGAUGCAGAAAGCUGCUUAUGUAGCUCUAAUACAGCCAGUCAUGCACUUCUGCAUCGAAACAACUCUAGAAAACUGUGACGCAGCUGAAUUUGUCUUCCACUUUUUCCCGGUUUUCGUCAAUGUCCGUGUAUCGUUGAGCAUCUUAUUAUGUGAAGCAUGAAACACAUAGCAUAACUGCUUGCCUCGGUACCUUUCCACUACAUGGAAAUCGGGUUCCAUAUUCCUCAAGAAUUUUAUCAUCUUACCAAAAAUUACAAUUGUCAACGUUAAACUUUAUGUUUGUUCCCAGCAUAGUGCGACGUCUAUGCAUAACCAAACCCUUUCUACAAGAGAUUACUACCACUGCACAUGUUCCACACCAUUCAUAUACACGAAACGUUUAUAGUUCACAAGCUGCAACACUGUUUCAGUCUUUUGGCAAAUACACAGCACUAAGCACUUCGCCGUUAAAACACACACACACACACACACACACACACACACACACACACAAGCGCACCCGCGUACGCACACACGAUCAUUAACCAUCACAAUGGGCAUGUGUUCCUGUGGGAACUUCGGUUCUGAAAAUCAAUAAAGUGAGCGACAUAAACUAGGACGUCUUCUAAAGAUAUAUUUUCUCGACAAAUUAGGAAUGACAUUUCAGCAGUCUACCAAAACAGCUGUUUUCUGUGUUAUGAUUUCCAGAAACAAAAUAUAGGGAUUUCAUUUACAAACAGAUAUUUAGUUUGUUAUCAGAAACUACUAAAUGAUGGAGACUACUGUUUAUUCACCAAGGCCUGAAAGAUGAGCCUCUGGUUCUGGGCCGCUUAAGCUCGUGCAAGUCGGUCGAUUUCGGGCCACGACUGCUUAGUAUCCGGCUGCUGUCAACAGUGGCUAUCUAAACAACGGUGCGCCUAUGUGUGUCGUAGCCGUUAGGAAGUGAUUGCUGUGUGGUGCCGUGCCAAAACAAGCAAGUAGGUUUGUAGUGCUAGUACUGUGUGAUGAAAGUGCAGCUUGUUCCCCUCGCAACGCUUCUUCCACGCAGAAACCGAUGUUCUGGUAGACUGUGGGUGCAGCUUGCUUCCUCCUGUUUCUGCACCAGCUUGAGGAUUCGUUCAUGACGUUUUAAAGAAAUGUAGAGUCCUUCUUCCUUUUUAUGUGCUUCCCUAGUAGUACAGAAACAUUAAUUGAAUCUGAGUCACUGUUAUGAUAUGUUUCCUAGUAAAUAUUCAUAAAGCUGUUUGUGUAGCUCUAAUACAGUUACGAUGAAGAACGCAGUGCCAAAAUGUUUUUGAUGGCAGGUCUUCUCAGACAAAAUAUGUACAAAAUGUUGAAAUACCAAAUGAAAAUAACUUUAUUCACAUCAAUGUCCUUUUAUGUGUUUCGGUUAAGCAUUUCAAAACUAUGAACAAGUCUUAAAACGUCCACUCAGCUACUCCAAUGCUUAGGUUUCGACAGGAAGCCCCUCUACUGUAAUAGCUGCACUACUGGUGUUAUCUAGGCGUCUAAUGCUGUAUAAGAUACAGUCUUUGUUCAUUGAUAGUAGAGGAUGAAGUUUAGUGAUAUUUGUUCUAUAUCAUUUUGCUUGGUUCAUUUUAACAAGUCCUGAUGACAAUUACAGCCGUCCCAUAAUAUUGAAUUGCUCAAGUACAAUCAUCUCUAAUUAUAAAUCGUAUCUCACCCAGUGGAUCCGUCGAUCUGGUAUGACCAAUGGCAUGCGACAACCAACGAAUAAGACUGGAAAUCUACAAGAGAGGCAUGAUUUCACCUUACGGUGUAUAAAUUAAAAAGUGAAACUUGGAAUUCUCUCACUUGCUCAAGUCGCAUAUUGCCCUUAUGAAUAUAAAUGAUUAUUUUCCGACACUUUUGUGAAAGGGAUAUUGAGAAGUAUAAUUGUUCGAAAGGACAGAGAUUUUUCUUGUUUGCAUGUACAAGAAAAUAAGAGACUUUCAGUAAGGUUAACAAAAUUUUCAUUGAGCAUUAUUGCUAAAACACAUUAAAAAAGAAUUUUUAGAGCUACAGUAAGUGAUUUGCAGGACUGAAAAUGAAGAAAGCGAAGGACAGGUCUCUGCUAAAGCAAAUGUGCUGUUGCAUUUACCAUUGCUUUUAUUAAUAGUUUUCCAAUGGCAGCUGCAUUCCGUUUCUUGUUGGCAGAAUAGUAAGAGUAUUAUGGAUUUAAAUUCUAAACUUAGUUGCGUGUUGCACAAAUAUUUUUGACAUUUAUACUAAUUAUAAUCUGUGUUGAGGAUGGCAGAAAAUAUGUGGUAUUUAUAUGCAUGAAGUAUUGCUUGCUCAUGAACAUUUGUGUCUUUAAUUUACGACACAUGUUGUUUUCUUCUAGAAGAAAUUGAAUAAGAAACAAAUAUUUAAUAUGCCCUCAUUGUUUAUAAGUAGAAAUCGCACAUCAGCAAACCAACAUGCUCAAGAAUAAGCACUUGAAAGAACAAUGUAAUAAAUUUGGUAAGUCCAUUACCAUAAUCUGUGGUUUAUCAUAAAAUGCUCAGUUGUAUUUUGACAUUUAAUUAACUGACUCUUCAGCAACAACAUAGUAAACUGAGUACACAUCUUUCAUAGGUUUGUGGAAUAUCUUUCAUAGGUCAUUGUAGCUCCACAAAACUCUUGAUAGAACAAAUGUGCAAACAGCAUUAUUAUAGAGACUUCACUGUAAAUGGUGUCUACAAGAUGUUGUAUAAUUGUAGAUCAUUUUAGUGCCAUAUCAUAAAGUAAUCAAACAGUACCAGUAGCUUAGCCUGAAUUUUCAAGAAAUGGUUUCUGAACAUUUGUAUGUUCCGUAUUUCUCAUGCUUAGGGAAUAACUAGUGUUAAACUGUAACCUAAAAUGAAUUUUGUAAACUGUAUGGGGGUACUGGUUUUUACACAGUGGAAAUGUACCAAUAUAUUUACACUCAUAAUAUAUUCAAUUUUAAAUCUUCAUUAAGACUCUGUACUUUUAUUUGUUUUUCUUUCUUUUACCUUGAACUUCACUUCUCAUGAACUGUUGAUUUUUCAGUAAUCCUUAGAGCACUGUACGUAUAUAUAUUCGUAUUAUGAAUAUUACUAUUAAUCUUUCUCACUAGGUCUUUGUUAUAUGUGAUGCAGAAUCAUGUAAGACUACUAUACAACCUGUAUAUUGGCUGUUGCCAUGAUAAAGAUAAAAUCUCACGUGAUACAUAGUAUCCCCUAAUUACCUGUAUGUUAGCUGUUGUAUCACCAGGGUACAUUGGUGUGAAAUUACCUAUAGAAGAAGCUUUAUACUUUAGUUUCAUUUCUUGUGACUCGACAAUUUAAAGCAAUAGUUAGAAAACUCUACCAAAAUCAUUAACUAUAUACUUUUAUGAAAAUGCUCCCUUUCUUGCUUCAUUAUAUCCCACUUUUAAAAAAAAGAUAUAAUGUCUAAUUGAAUGGCUGAAAUUGUUUACCUGCUUUCUCUUCACAACCAGUCUAAUAAACAAUACUGACAUCCUGUUCUUAGCAGAUACAUCUUACUUCCCCUAAUCUACCUUUUGUGUAAUAAACAUGAUGAAGACAGAAAAUGUAGACUUACACAGGGGAUACUAACAAUCUGGCUUCUGUGUAUCAAUCACAAAUAAAAGAAAUAGGGUGAGAUGACUCUGUUAUACAAGCGAACUGAAAUGCGUGUGUAAUUGUAAGUAGAAUAUCCAGACUGACAGGUUUGCAAGCCAGGAAAACAAAAGGAAGUUCCAGAAGUUUCUUAGUCUUUCCUAAUACUGCUAAUUUUAAAACUGCAUCAGUUUCAAAGUAUUUAAAUAGAAGCAAAUUGUUUAAAUGAUUCUGGUUCUAGCUUCACCCUUUGUAUUGCUGAUAAAUGUAUUUUUUCGUUGUGUAAAUGUAGUAUUUUCAAUGAAAAUUCCGUUUCUGCCUCAGUGUAAUGUAUUAAAUGUUAAAAGUUAAAUACUGCACUUUUAAACACUCAUAUAUAAUUAUUUUGAUAAUUCAAUGGAUGAUUUCCUGAAGACAAAUGAGCUACCCAUGUCUAUAUUUUUAUUUGUACUUACAAUAUAGGUAUGGAGUACAUCAUCUCAUGCAUUGUAUGCCACACAUAUAACAUAAUAUCACUGGCUCACUAACAUGGCAUUUUUUCCAUAAAAGUUGUUGCCAGGUAAAUUUUAAUCUGACAUAGGUUUAGGAAUGCUCAAGACUGCCAAACAUUAGGUAUAUAAAAUUAUAAGAAGUAGCAUAGUUAUUUGUACAACAGGUUUUUUAUAAGAUGUGUAGUCAGAGUGAAUGUGAGUCAUUAUCAGCAGUAUUACAAUAACAAGUACUUUUUCUCUUCAUACAGAGCCUUUGUUUCAUAUGGCAAUGUCCAGUGCAUAAUGAUAGGUAUAACAUCUAAAGCUUUAAUAUUAAUGUGUAAUGAGUUUACUUAUGAGAUGCUGAUUAUCCUUUUCAGUUAUUCCCCUCAAUCUUCUCAUAAUAAAUUGUCAAAAAUCAUUUCCCUGCUAAAUGUUAAAAUGAAAAAGUAUGUAACAGAAUAUAUAUGAGAUGUAUUUCUGAAAUUUAUGACAAUUAUUAUUAACAGUUUUAAAUAAAUUUUGAAUAGAUAAAU